Messenger RNA from Trichomonas vaginalis G3, 1125 nucleotides. RefSeq lists its product as uncharacterized. NCBI's taxonomy places the organism in Eukaryota, Parabasalia, Trichomonadida, Trichomonadidae. The record is from RefSeq and is a predicted model, not a curated record. The transcript has a single exon. The coding region runs from base 1 to 1125 and encodes 374 amino acids.
AUGAAUAAUGCUCAAGAAGAGAUUAUUAAAUUGGCAAAAGCAACUCAAAAAGCAAAUACAGAUUUAAUAAACCAAAGGAAACAAAUUCAGAUAACUUAUUCUACAAAUCAGAAAAGAUUACUCGAUAUACAGAAUGAAUUUGAGCAAUUUUCAAAGACAAAUCAAUCAAAAGAACUACAAAAAGAAUAUAAUUCACUUUCUAAUCAUUAUAAUAGUUUGCAACAAGAAAAUAAUGGAAUUUUAGAAGAAAUAGAAAAAAUUAAAGAAUUAUUUCGUCCAGCUGUUGAAAAGUACUGUCAAGAGCGUGAGAUGUGCAAGGAUAUAAAAGCCAAAAAACUUAAAGCUACUUCUGAACUUGAAAAAUUAAAUGAAUACAUUAAAAAAGUUUCAACUACAGUAACAUUAUCACAGCAAAAUGCGAUUCUCAAGGAAGAGUUCGCUCAAAAAGAGAAGAAUUACCUUAAUAAGAUAGACAAAUUGCAAGAAUCUCUAAAAGAUUUACAAUAUCAAUUAGAUCAAAUAAUGGAUGAACGGUCAAAAGCCAAAUUCCAAGUAAGUGAACAAAUUAGUACAAUAAAGGCAUUAGAAGAAAGAAAAGAUAGAAGAGAUAAUUCAAUUGACAAAUUAGAUCGCAGUAUACGUGAAAAAACUCAAGAAUACAACGACAAAGAUGAUUAUCUAAACACUUUAAAGAAAGAAAAAGCAGAUGUACAGAAUGAAUUAGAAAAUGUAUUAAAUGAAAUUACGAAAACGAGAAAAGCAAUUAAAAAGAUGCAACUUAAAACAGCUGAAGCUGAACAAAAGAAACUCGAAGCAGCAGCAAAGUUCGCUCCUCUUGAAAAGGCCUUCACAGACAAAAUCAAUGAAAUUAAAAGCAUUUCUAAGCAGAAAUUUGAUGCUCAAUUAGAAGAUAUUAAGAAAAAUAUGAGUGAGAUAGAUAGUACGCUGAUUCAGAAACGAACCGAAUAUGAAAAUGCUUCAAAUUUGAACAAAGAUCUCAAGGAUAAAGUUCAAUCUCUACAAAAAGAAUUAAAUGAAAAAUCUGCUGAACAAGAGCGUAUUUUGAACGAUUUAAACAUCGAAAAAGCCCAACUUGCGCAAAAACUCGCAGAAGUUACAGUAUAA